AGACUUCGUUCCUAGGCAAGCUAUAGGUUUGGCUCCUCAAAAGGAAGAUCAGGUCCCAUAGACCCAUUUCCACUAUAAAAUUUGGAUUCCUCCUCUCUUUAUCCCCUUAAUUUCUAUUGAUCCCCUCCUUUCUAUCGUUCUCCUCCACCUUUCUUGUGCUUACAAGCUUCCCUCUCUCUCUCCCUCUCUGCCUUCUUUCUUUGAGAUCCUUGUCUCUCUCCUAUUCAUAGUCAAGUUGCUGGCACUGUUGCUUGUGUAAUCCAUGCUCCAUAGUGUUUGCAAGAGAUCGAUCAUGGUGGAGCGUGGUCUGAAAUCAGAGCAAGGUGACUUGUUCUUGCCACCCGGGUUCAGGUUCCAUCCCACAGACGAGGAGGUCAUCACAAGCUAUCUCCUGCAGAAGUUCUUGAACCCAAACAUGGACCCGCGGGCCAUCGGGGAGGUGGAUCUCAACAAGUGCGAGCCAUGGGAUCUCCCAAGCAAGGCGAAGAUGGGGGAGAAGGAGUGGUACUUCUUCUACCACAAGGACAUGAAAUACCCGACAGGCAUGCGCACCAACCGUGCCACCAAGGAGGGCUACUGGAAGGCCACCGGGAAGGACAGGCAGAUCUUCAAGCCAGCUUCAGGUUCAGCUUCUGCUGGUGGAGGUAGAGGGGGCGAACUGGUGGGGAUGAAGAAGACGCUGGUGUUCUACAUGGGUAGGGCUCCAAGGGGAUCCAAUACCAACUGGGUCAUGCACGAGUACCGCCUCGAGGGCAAGUCCAGGGACAACAACGCAAACCUACGAUUCAAUCCCAAGGAUGAAUGGGUUGUGUGCAAGGUGUUCCACAAGAAAGGGGAAGCCAACAAGGACGCCGUGGAGAACUCUGCCGGAACGCUCAACGUCAGCUCGGUGUCGGUCGAUGCCGGCGAGGGCGACGACGAGUUGCUUGACUCCAUGGUCGAUCCCAUGUACUUCAACUCCGUGGGUAGCUUGCCCUUGCCCAACACGAUGACCAUCAACGCCGCGGCGGCGCCGUACAACGCGGAUCACUACUCAAUUGCUGCCGCCGCCGCCGCCGCGGGAUCCACGACUAGGAGUAACUUCGUCGACCUUCCUAACAAUUACAGCCUCAAUAACACAACAAGCAGCGACAUGCUGGCCGGUUCGUCGGUUCCAACAAGUCGCAGAAGCAACAGCGCCUCCUGGGAUAUGCUUCAUGCACCCCGCACGAUGGGAGGCUACGAUUUGCAUCAACAGUAUGAUGAUCAUCAUCAGGCAAUGAUGGUGAAAGCCCUAGGAGCGGCCAUGGCACCAAAUUUUGCUGCCGUGUCCAAGGGUUUAUCGCCGGUGACUGGAGGUUUGGAGCAGAAGCCGCUCAGCUUGCCGCAGAACAAGCUCGGGAGCUUUGGUCAUACUUGGUACUACUAGUGCUUCUGUUACUGCUGCUACAAUUAAUGGACCAGCUGCUAAGAAUUUUGGUGCAUGAUCGGCAUCGGCUAGGCCGGCGCUACUGAAUGGGAAUGGUUGUUUUAGUAAUUUUCUGGCCGUUUUGUUGGUUGGUUAAUUCAUUAGUUAGUUCGUACACUGAGAGGCCAUAUAGUUUGUUUUAGGUCAUGUAAAAAGGACAAUGUUGGUUUGUUUCUGAGAUUUUGUUCGUUGCUGCUGCCGAUAUUGUUACGGUACACAGGCUUGUGAUUAAUGGUAGCUUCUUUUACUUAGUCUAUAACUUUACCCUUGGUGAAGUACUGAAUUCUUUGAAACCUGGUACGAAAAUUAGAUUGUAAAAAAUCUUGGUGCAACGCAACCUAGCUUACUAUGAAAGAAUAGCGGUUUAAUUAUCAAUUUGUCAAUAAUAAUUGAAGAUGCAACCAUAUAAUCUUGGCG
Molecule: messenger RNA, 1864 nt
Organism: Phragmites australis (common reed)
Lineage: Eukaryota; Viridiplantae; Streptophyta; Magnoliopsida; Poales; Poaceae
Product: NAC domain-containing protein 45-like
Exons: 3
Coding region: 263-1408 (381 amino acids)
Biological process (GO): regulation of DNA-templated transcription
Molecular function (GO): DNA binding
Source: RefSeq, a predicted model, not a curated record